This is a messenger RNA of Chenopodium quinoa (quinoa), 543 nucleotides long. RefSeq names its product trans-resveratrol di-O-methyltransferase-like. Gene Ontology annotation, molecular function: S-adenosylmethionine-dependent methyltransferase activity; O-methyltransferase activity. The record is from RefSeq and is a predicted model, not a curated record. NCBI's taxonomy places the organism in Eukaryota, Viridiplantae, Streptophyta, Magnoliopsida, Caryophyllales, Amaranthaceae. The coding region runs from base 1 to 543 and encodes 180 amino acids. The transcript is spliced from 3 exons. Gene Ontology annotation, biological process: methylation.
AUGGCCAGUGAUACUCAAUUUGUUGUGAACUUGUUGAUGUCUAGCGAUAAGUUCAAGGGCUUAUGGGAGGGGGUUGAAUCGUUUGUUAAUGUUGGUGGUGGCAAUGGAACCUUAGCUAAGGCCAUUGCUAAGCUCUUCCCUGAGUUAAGGUGUGCCGUGUUUGAUCUCCCGCAUGUGGUUCAGGGAUUAACAGGGUAUGGCAAGAACUUAAUAUAUGUUGGAAGUGAUAUGUUUGAGGCUAUUCCUCCUGCUCAAGCUGUCUUACUCAAGUGGAUAUUGCAUAAUUGGAGUGAGGAAGAUUGCAUAAAAAUACUUGAGCGAUGCAACGAGGCAAUUCCUAGCAAAGAAAACGGAGGCAAGAUAAUUAUUAUUGACAUGGUGGUGGAGAACAACAACGAGAAUAACAUUCCCGAUUACUUGUAUUCCCAGUUAUUGUUGGACUUGCAGAUGAUUAAUAUUACCAAUGGGGUAACCGGAUGGAGCCCAUGGAGGGUGGAAGAUGAUUUAAAGACGAGGCAGGACAUGGGUGGUUGUGACUUGUGA